This is a messenger RNA of Centruroides sculpturatus (bark scorpion), 1745 nucleotides long. RefSeq names its product ankyrin repeat domain-containing protein 29-like. Gene Ontology annotation, cellular component: cytoplasm; nucleus. The record is from RefSeq and is a predicted model, not a curated record. NCBI's taxonomy places the organism in Eukaryota, Metazoa, Arthropoda, Arachnida, Scorpiones, Buthidae. The coding region runs from base 53 to 976 and encodes 307 amino acids. Gene Ontology annotation, molecular function: protein binding. The transcript is spliced from 10 exons.
UUGUAGUGUUUUAUAGUGUUGUAAUAUAUUUGUGUGUGUUGAUAUCUUCUCCAUGUCUCUCAGAAAGGAAACUCUUUCCGCUCAGCAACUUCACGUUGCUGCGAUUAGGGGAAAUCUCAAUCUUCUUAAUAAAGUUUUGGACAGUGGAAAAGUGUAUGUAGAUUGUAAGGAUGAGGACGGAACUACAGCCUUAAUUUUGGCAUGUGCCAAUAACCAUUACGAGUGUGCUAAAGAGUUAUUGAGUCAAGGAGCUGAUCCAUCCGCUAGACGAUUGACUGGAACGACUGCUUUAUUUUUUGCUGCUCAAGCUGGAUAUCUGGAAAUUGUGGAAUUACUGUUAAAACACGGAGCAUCUGUAAAUGUAUCAAGUAUAGAUGGAGGAACGCCUCUAGCUGUUGCAUGUCAGUACAAUCAAUUUGACGUUGUACAGAAGUUAGUUAAACAUGGUGCAAACAUUCAUAUUCAAAUGAUCGAUAAAGCCACACCACUUUUUAUCGCCGCACAAAACGGUCAUGUAGAACUUGUCACUUAUCUUCUCUCUUUGGGAGCACAUGUCAAUGUCAGAAGAAAGGACAUGGCCACGCCACUCUGGAUAGCAUGCCAAAUGGGUCAUACUGAAGUAGUUAAGAAACUCCUCGCUGAAGGUGCAAUUGUAGAUGCGGCUAGAGAAGAUGGAGCUACACCACUUUUUAAAGCUGCCCACAAAGGCUAUGCGGAUAUUGUUGCAAUUUUGAUAAAGCAUGGAGCUUCUAUAGAUAUUUUAAAGAAUGGUGAAAGUGCAUUGCACGCGGCAACUCUUUUAAAUCAAUUGUUAGUUGUGAAAGUAUUAAUCCUUGCUGGUGCAGAUCCUGAAUUAAAAAAUAAAGCAGGUUAUACGUGUCUUCAGUUGGCUAAGAGAUCUCAAAACAAGUACAUGAUUGUAUAUCUUCAGAAUGCAAUUGACAGAAAAACGAUGACUCAGAAACAGAAUGAAUAAUUAUGGAAGUAUUGAAAAUUUAUAAAAUGCAAUAAUUUAGUUUCUGCACAUUUGUAAAAAAUUAUGUUAAUUAUUUACAGCUAGAGAAAAUGUCAUUUGCAUAUUUAUGUUCUAUUAAAUAAGUAUGCAAUAGAUUCUUAUACACAGUUACUACUCAUUAUCACAAAAAAAAUUGUUUAAAAUAUUGCAAAUAGAUUUUUAAAAAUUAUGCAUUGUUAUAAUAAUAAUAAUAAUAAUAUAAAUAUAUAUUAUGCUGUUGCAACGUUAAUACUCUAGUUACAGUUUCGUAUUCGUUAAAUUUAUUGACAUUUUAAGUGAUUGAAUGUGCAGUGAUUAGUUAUCAGAAAGCGUUAAUUACGCAGUGUUUCGAGCGAUAAACUUGCAAGAUGGAGUGUAAAAAGCAGAAGAUGCAAAUUGAUUUUAAUACGAGAAAAAAGUGUUUUUUUUCAUUUCAAGUAAAAGGAAAAAAAUCCGAUUCUGUCAUUCCACUAGAAAUUGCUUAUAAAUGGUUACAGGAUUCCAUAAUGAUCGAGAAGUCUCUUAUUAUGCUGAAGUUGGUGACAAAAGACUGUACUGCUGAUGUUGAAGUGAAAGACCUUUGAAAACUGUUCAAAUUUGACAAUGAAAAUUAUUAUUUGAAAUUGUUUUCUGUCGUAGUUUAUCACAUACAUUUUUAAAUGUUUAAUAUAUUUCGUACUACAUUACUUACGUUUAGAGAAUUGUUAAUUGUCAAAAUUAAAAUGUAACAGAAAAACUAUUUUUGUCAUGA